GGAAGCUCGUGUCACGUGACCAGAAACGUCAACGAUUCAAUGGCAGCCUACUGUUUUGUAAAUUAACACAAGGGACAGCUGCAUAAAAUAGUCGCAUUUCGCAUUUCUAAGACGUUGCCAUGUCUCCCAAGAUCACGGUGGAGCUGCUGCGGCAGCUACGGCAAGCCAUGAGGAACACCAAGUACAUCGCUGAGCCCAUCCAGGCCUACAUUGUCCCCUCUGGAGACGCACACCAGAGUGAAUACAUCGCACCAUGUGACUGCAGACGUGAAUUCAUCUGUGGCUUCAAUGGCUCCGCAGGUACGGCCAUUGUUACGGAGAAGCAUGCAGCCAUGUGGACAGACGGACGGUACUUCCUCCAGGCCAGCCAGCAGAUGGACAACAACUGGACCCUCAUGAAGAUGGGUCUGAAGGAGACACUCAGCCAGGAGGACUGGCUGAUCAGUGUGCUGCCUGACAACUCCACAGUAGGAGUGGACCCCUGGAUCAUUGCUGCUGACCAGUGGAAGAACAUGUCUAAGGCCCUGGCCAGUGCAGGCCACUCCCUGGUGGCUGUUCAGGACAACCUGAUAGAUGCCAUCUGGAGGGACCGUCCAACCAGACCCUCCACUCAGCUCCUCACCCUGGGCCUGGGGUUCACGGGUCUGACGUGGCAAGACAAGAUGACUGCUCUGAGAUCCAAGAUGGCCGAGAGGAAGAUCUCCUGGUUCGUUGCCACGGCGCUGGAUGAGAUUGCAUGGCUGUUCAACCUACGUGGCUCUGACAUCGAGUACAACCCCGUUUUCUUUGCGUACGCCAUCGUAGGAAUGAACACAAUCAGGCUCUUCGUGGACAUCAAGCGUCUGGCCGUGCCGACGGUGAGGGAGCACCUUCAGCUGGACACGCCCUCCAAGGCGGAGCUUAGCGUCCAGACCGCCCCCUACGAGUCUGUGUUCACGGAGCUGCAGGCCGUGUGUGCCUCGCUGGGGCCCAAGGAGAAGGUGUGGAUCAGCGACAAAGCCAGCUGCGCCCUCACGCAGGUCAUCCCCAAGGCCCACCGGUCUCCUAUCCCCUACACUCAUCUCUGCCUCGCCAAAGCUGUCAAGAACGCCACCGAGAUUCAAGGGAUGAAAAUGGCCCAUAUCAAGGAUGCUGUCGCCCUUUGUGAGCUCUUCGCUUGGUUGGAAAAAGAGAUUCCAAAAGGCACAGUGACUGAGAUCUCCGCAGCAGAUAAGGCCGAGGAGUUACGCAGCCAACAGAAAGACUUUGUCGGACUCAGCUUCCCAUCCAUUUCCAGUGUUGGACCAAAUGGAGCAAUCAUUCAUUACAGACCCCUCCCUGAAACCAACAGAACUCUCUCUCUAAACGAAAUCUACCUCCUCGACUCUGGAGCCCAGUAUAUUGAUGGAACAACAGACGUCACCCGCACCAUGCACUUUGGAUCCCCCUCUGCUUAUGAGAAGGAAACCUUCACCUAUGUUCUGAAGGGACAUAUAGCCGUCAGCGCUGCCAUUUUCCCCAACGGAACCAAAGGCCACCUGCUGGACUCGUUUGCCCGCCAGGCGCUGUGGGAGUCUGGGCUGGACUACCUUCAUGGUACGGGCCACGGGGUGGGAUGUUUCCUCAAUGUCCACGAGGGACCCUGUGGGAUCUCCUACAAGACCUUCGCCGACGAGCCCCUGGAGGCAGGCAUGAUUGUCAGCGAUGAACCUGGGUACUAUGAGGACGGCUUGUUUGGCAUUAGAAUUGAAAAUGUUGUUCUGGUGGUGCCAGCAAAACCCAAGUACAACUACAGGAACAAGGGCAGUUUGACGUUUGAGCCUCUCACUCUGGUCCCCAUCCAAGCCAAGAUGGUAAACACAGAUCUUCUCACCCAGAAAGAGCGUGAUUGGGUGAACGAGUACCACAGGCAGUGCCGGGAGACGAUUGGAGCAGAGCUGGAGAGACAGGGCCGCAAGGAGGCCAUGGAUUGGCUGAUCAGGGAAACCCAGCCAAUCGCCUGAAGGCUAUUCUGUGACUGACUCUUAUUUAAUUCAAUUGUAUUGCUCAGGAGUACAAUUGAUCGUUCAAUUGAUUGCGCAUCUCAGCAGUGAUGAUAACCAUUUCUUUAGAUAUUUUCUCUGAGAAGCUACUAUCUAUCGUUCUGGUCUCUGUGUAUUUUCACGCUAUGCUUCUUUUCUAAAGCACACCACCCAUGUCUGAACUGUUUUAUGGCGAUUCAAUAAAUAUAUAUGAAUAGGAAA
Salvelinus namaycush (lake trout) is the source of this 2222-nucleotide messenger RNA. RefSeq names its product X-prolyl aminopeptidase (aminopeptidase P) 1, soluble (gene xpnpep1). Gene Ontology annotation, molecular function: metalloaminopeptidase activity. NCBI's taxonomy places the organism in Eukaryota, Metazoa, Chordata, Actinopteri, Salmoniformes, Salmonidae. The transcript is spliced from 20 exons. The record is from RefSeq and is a predicted model, not a curated record. The coding region runs from base 120 to 1982 and encodes 620 amino acids.